Aureobasidium vineae is the source of this 1749-nucleotide messenger RNA. Lineage: Eukaryota; Fungi; Ascomycota; Dothideomycetes; Dothideales; Saccotheciaceae. The record is from the annotation of a GenBank genome assembly.
AUGUCUCUGUCCGAAAAAGUCGAAGGUCUUUGUCGCAAUCCUCACAGUGUCUCACAGGCGCUAGCCGAGGACCCCUCACUGUCACCUGGAGAAGCUGCGAAGAAGCUCUAUCAUCCUGACAACAUCUCAAUCAGCGAAGGACAUGUACCCUCAGUGAGAAAGCCCGCGACUGGCGAAGAGCUCGAACGCGCAUUGCAAUGUGGAAAGUUCACCACACCACCCAGCGAGCUGUUCUUACGCGUGUUCCACGACAGCUUGAUGCCGCUUGAACAUGAUCCUCUUAUGGAAAAGGAAGUCUUGCUUGCAACAAAUUACUGGAUGGACUCUGAUGCUUCACGACUCAUUACCGAUGGCCUCAAAGAGCUCUCGAAACGUGCUGGCGAGAGGGGCGAACGGGCAGCCGUAAAAAUCAUGUACGAUAGAGGAAAUGUCAAGCAGGUUAUCGAUAAUCACCAAACGGUAUUGGAGGACGAGUACACUGGCAAAAACAUUCGCCUUCCAUCUACCAAAGAAGCACCCAACCUCGACCUGCAAGUCUUGAACUACCACAGACCAAUGCUGGGCACUUUCCACUCAAAGUUCAUGGUGGUGGAUAGAAAAAUCGGUAUCGUCAGCUCGAACAACAUCCAAGACAAUUCCAACAUGGAAAUGCCACCUCUACCAUCGCGUAACACACCCGCUGCUCAAGGCGGCUUACCAACCUUCGACCAACCAUCCUUUCACAGUUUGUUCGAUCAGAAUGGCAACCUGAACGUUCCCGAACGGGGCAGCAGUCGUUCGCUGGACGAAGUUGCAGAGGCUGGCAAGCGCACAGAACUACCCCUGCAUGCUCCGGGCGAUCCACACUACGACGUAGAUAUCGCAGCUGAGGUUACUCGUAUGCAAUCCGUCAUGUCACCUAGACAUGGUGAGACUGGUCCUCAAGUCGCAGCCCGCCAUCUCAAUCGUGGCCGACAUCUGGACGUCAAGACAACCAUUGAAGGCGAGUAUGCUCUAGGCGAGGAGAUGACACCUUAUAUCCCACACAAGGUACAUAACCUUGUGCCAAUGGCAUUGGUGAAUCGCAAGCCAUACGGCGCGACCAACCACAAUGGUGUGUUUAUGCCACAAAAUGAGGCCUGGUUGUCUGCUGUACGCAACGCCGCUCGUUCUGUGUUCAUCCAAACGCCCGACCUCAAUGCAGCACCCUUGAUACCCGAACUUCUGGCCGCUGUACGUCGUGGAAUCGAAGUCACAUACUAUGUAUGCCUGGGCUACAACGACGCAGGCGAGCUUCUUCCCUUCCAAGGAGGCCACAACGAGGGCGUAGCAAACAAGCUCUACACAUCCCUCGCCAAAGACGAAGACGUAGCACGCAAUCUCCUACACAUACACUAUUACACCGCCAAAGACCAGGUCGCUCCUAUCCACGACAGCUUCAAACAGCGUUCCUGCCACGUCAAACUCAUGAUUGUGGACGAGCAUCUCGGAAUCAUGGGUAAUGGAAACCAAGACACUCAAUCCUGGUACCACAGCCAGGAAGUCAACAUCAUGAUCGACAGUGCCGAGAUUGUUGGCAAGUGGCGCGAGGGCGUCGAGAGAAACCAGAACACGGGCAGGCUAGGCAAAGCAAGCAAUGUUGAUGGCAUCUGGCGCGAUGCGCAAGGCAAACAAGCACCCGGAGCCAUUGGUGUGGAUGCAGGAAAGCUGAGUUGGGCAAAGGGCAUCGUUGGUGCUGUGCAGAGGGUCAGGGGUGCUGGAGGUUUCUAA